CGUUCGCUGUGGGCAAACGUAAAAAAAGACUAACCUGUCCCGCAAAACAUUUAGCCGAAGAAACCGAAGAAGAAAUAAAUUACUGAAAGUGGUUACGCAACGAGCACGUUGAACUUGAAGGACGUAACCAAAAACUUCUUGCGCGAAGCUUUGAUGAGGAAAAACAACUUCCUCGCGUACGAUCUUUGUUUACACCGAAUUCCAAUCUCUAAUCCGAGUGAAAGCACUAACUUUAAUUAGAUUUUUGCGGUCGUCUUCACCUCGAUCGAAACACCGGCCGAUCGAAAUCCAAUCGGACACUGCCAAUGUUCGAAACGUCGCGAUCCUCAAAGUGUAAAAUGGGACUUUCUUCGAUAGGUAAAAUGGAAAGUGGUCGGCCGAAAUUCAGGUGAGUGGACAUAAUUUUAGAGCAAGAUGAAAGUUAUUGUGCCUGUUGUUAAUUAAUGGACGAGCCGCGCGACCCCUCCUUUUUUAACGCACGUUAUGGGCCCGACAAGGAAAGGAGAUCGGGGUAAAUGCUCUGCUGCGUUUUUCAUUUACUUUCAAAGAGUCUUUUCCUUUCAUUUUAAAAUAAAAUCGGAAGAUAUAAAUACGGUGGCGAGUCAAUAAGAGAACUAAAUCUCGCACUGACUUCGGAGAGAGGUGUGCGCCAGUUUUGGGAUUAAGUGAGUUUUUUCGUCUGUACAAUGAUCAAUAGUCUCGCGUUAACUUCCUUGGGUUUAAUGGCGGUCGUCCAUAUGUGCGUCGCCGGAGGAGGUGGAGGUGAACACAAGAAGGUGAUCAUUCACGUGCCGUACAAAGUAAAAACGAUCCAUCAUACGCAUACGAUUGUGAAGCACGUCGGAGGAGGAGGACACGGAGGUGGCGGCGGAGGUGGUGAAUCGUUUAAGGUGAUCGGUUUCAGUGGCGGAAUCGAUGAGGGGCACGUUUUUACCCAGGGAAUCGGCGGAGGAGGUUUCGGUCAUGGCAUUGGGGGUGGCUUCGGAGGCGGUUUCGGAGGAGGGUUUGGCGGUGGAUGGGCUGGUGGAGCUUCUGAUGGGGGUAUUGGCGGAGGACAUGGCCCCGCGCUAUUAGCCAGUCAUGGUGGAGGAGAUAUCGGUGGUCAUGGCGGAGGUGCAGAAUUAGGGGGCGGAUAUGGAGGAGGAUUUGAAGGCGGAUUGGGGGGUGGUCAUGCUGCCAUUUCGUCAGGAGGUGACUACGGCGGCGGAUAUGAAGGAGGUUAUGGAUCAGAAGGAGUCCAGGCUAUCGGUGGUGGAGGUGAUGAACACCAUGGAUACGACUAACAAGAAAUCACUCACACCUCAAACGUUUACUAGUCUAACAGUAUAAUUUUGUACAUUUUUGUUGAUUUUAAAAGUUAUUUAUUACUGUCCUUUUUUUUAAAUAAAACAUAGUCCC
Molecule: messenger RNA, 1398 nt
Organism: Photinus pyralis (common eastern firefly)
Lineage: Eukaryota; Metazoa; Arthropoda; Insecta; Coleoptera; Lampyridae
Product: glycine-rich cell wall structural protein 1.8-like
Exons: 3
Coding region: 687-1283 (198 amino acids)
Source: RefSeq, a predicted model, not a curated record